AUGAUUCUAGUUUUCAUCUCGAUUAUUCUGCCUUACAUAUACUACAACAGAUCUACAGAUAUUCAGCGUUGGAGCCCGGCAUCUGUUACUAAGUUUAAGAGGCUGAGUUUAAUAUGGAGGAGGUUUGGGUUACUAGCAUCUCUUGGAUGGUGUUGGUUACUUGCCUACAUUCUAUCCAUUAGACAUGCAUAUCACCACAGAGCUCCACUUGCUCAGAGUUAUUGCCGCACUGAGCGAUACGGACUUCUUAGGAGCGCUCCUGGGAUAUGGUUUCCAUUGCCAUUACAGUGGGGGACUCCUAUCGUUGAUUUUAGAGAUAUCUUUCCGAUGUUGGCUGCUGCACUAGUGUCCACUAUUGAGAGCAUUGGCAGUUUCUCUGGUAGUAUGUUUGGCACAGUCACUGGCAUCACGACCUCAAUUGAGAGUGUAGGUCUUGUCGGACUCACUCGUGUUGCUACCAGAGAUGUGACUCCUGUGACAGCACUAGUGAUGAUAUUCUGCAGUUUAGUAGGGAAGAUCGGCACAUUUCUUGCUUCGAUCCCAUUUCCGAUUGUAUCUGCGUGGUACUGCAUAUUUUGUUGCUAUAUUGUUUCUUCUGGUUUCAAUUUUUUGCAGUACUGCAACUUGAACAACAGAAGACACAUGACCGUCUUAGGAUGUAGCACAGUUAUGGGAGUCAUAGUACCUUUGUACUGUCGGCUGCUUCCCCCAAGUUCAGCGGUGAGUGAUAUAGUCUUGGUCUUCGGCACAUCGGCACCGACUAUUGGGGUCCUCACUGCGCUGCUACUAGACCUAGUCAUGCCUCGAGAAGAGUCAGAUGAUCUUGGAUUAGACAGUGGCAUGCAGUGGUUUAUCUGUUUCUGGGACCCAAAUGACCAGACCGCGAUCUACUAUUCAGUACGGUUCUAUCUUAGGCAUUUAUUUGAGAGGGUUUCUGUAUCUUUUAGGGGACUGUUCUAG
Molecule: messenger RNA, 960 nt
Organism: Rosa chinensis
Lineage: Eukaryota; Viridiplantae; Streptophyta; Magnoliopsida; Rosales; Rosaceae
Product: putative nucleobase-ascorbate transporter 10
Exons: 9
Coding region: 1-960 (319 amino acids)
Biological process (GO): transmembrane transport
Cellular component (GO): membrane
Molecular function (GO): transmembrane transporter activity
Source: RefSeq, a predicted model, not a curated record